UACAGUAAUAACGUUUCUGAAUACUUUUUCCGUCGUCUUGACUACUUGCCAUUGAGUACACUGCUGGCUAGUCACUCUUUUCACAUAACCAGAAAGACUAUUCCUGGCUAUGCGACGAGUUUUCUUGCUAUACGUAUGAGAAGGGACGCCGGCACCUGUGGAAGAAACUAUCAUCAGUAUGGAAGAAGAAACGGACGGUUCGCUAGUAGAAGACGGCAUCAACCAAGUUCUGUCCCUCAGCUCAACAUCUCGCGAUCUGCAGACGGCAUAUUUCAUCAUCAGCCUGGUGUUGUCGGUGGGAUGCGGCCUGCUGCUCAUCUUCCUGGUUUGGAAGAAAGAGUAUCUGCAAAAGCCCAGCCACUACCUACGGUGUAACCUGGUGGUAGACGACAUCGUCUUCACCGGUUGCCUGAUUCCCGUGCGCGUCUACGCACUUUUCCGGCAGGAUGUCAGCGGGCAGCACCUAUGGUGCUCAGCAAGAGCGCUGGUCGCACCCGCGUGUGGGAUGUCCAUGCUUGGUACCUACCUCAUGGUGGCGAUAGACCUGUACUACUUCGUGUGCGAUCCCCUGCACUACCAUGACAAAGUCACCACCAAACGUGUGCUUGUAGGCAUCUUCACGACCAGGGCAUUGUCAUUGUUCUUCGGAUUCGCACUGGCCCCGAUGGCUUUCGGCGGACCGCCCAAAUACGGCGUGAUUUGCGACUACGGUCUUGGGAACAGUUUCUCCUUUCAUGACAUUUUCAAAAACACUUACUUGAUCAUUCUAGUACUCACUGCACUCUCAAUCCCAGUACUCUACUGUCGUGUUUUUAAGGAGGCCAGGAGACAACAGGAAAGGGACGAGAACCGGCAUCUGUGGGUGUUCCAGACUAAGGCGUUUAAAACCAUGGUGCCGCACGCUACCGUGUUGACUGUGACAGUGGCCACUAGCGUUUUCCAGGUGGCCACGUUACGCGCUUUGACCAGUAAGGAACAAAUGCCACCACGCGCCCUGGUUGUCGCCGAAAGCGUGGUCAUCCUGAUGUUCCUGACGCUAUCGUCCAUGGCCAACCCUGUCGUCUACAGCUUCCGGCUACCGGAGUUCCGUCGAGCAUUUCGAGAGCUGUGCGGGAGGCCCAACAACCAGCUACCGGCUGCUGUCACUGGUACUGGGCAGGGACGGUUGGGACGGAGGCAGCAGGAUAGGGUAGAGAUGACUGCGAUCACCGGUACUAGCCAAGGUGGGCCGCCAAUUGCAGGGCAGCAACAUCAGGAUAGCGCAGGGAUGGUGGAUAUCACCGGUUCUGGGCAAGUAGCGUCGGCACGGCAGCAGCAACAUAGCGUAAGGCUGGAUACUAUCACUGGUGUUCCUGGGCAAGUGGAGUCGGCACAGAGGCAUCAGGAUAGUUCAGCCUUAGAGAUGUUAGCUGUCACAGGGUCUGGGCAAGGUGCGUCGGCCACAGUAUCAACACCAGCUCAAAUGUCUACAGAAGGCCUGAAGACGACAGCAGAAGACGACCAGGCACACAACAAGCAGACAAGAAAGGUAGACAUGAGCGCAGGAACAGAGUCUUGUGCGACCACUUCAGAGCUUUCGGCUGCGCGUCGGAAGUUGGCAUGGCAGGAAAGUGCAAUCAAGUCAGGCAACAAACUUUGA
Messenger RNA from Branchiostoma belcheri (Belcher's lancelet), 1639 nucleotides. RefSeq names its product olfactory receptor 10A4-like. Lineage: Eukaryota; Metazoa; Chordata; Leptocardii; Amphioxiformes; Branchiostomatidae. The transcript has a single exon. Gene Ontology annotation, molecular function: G protein-coupled receptor activity. The record is from RefSeq and is a predicted model, not a curated record. The coding region runs from base 179 to 1639 and encodes 486 amino acids. Gene Ontology annotation, biological process: G protein-coupled receptor signaling pathway. Gene Ontology annotation, cellular component: membrane.